AUGCAGUACGAAAAUUCCCUACGAGACAGUCUUUACUUGGUAAUUCUUGUCGAUGUCAAUCUGAUCUUCAGUCCAACUUGCAAAGCAGUACUAUAUUGUUCCGAGCGCUGUCAACAUCAAGACUUGGAAGGCGUUUCUAACACCCAACAUUCACAUAAACUGUGGUGCAAGGUUAUGAAGGUGUUCAUGGAAUAUAGUGCUGCUCUUGAGGACUUCCCUUUCCAGUAUACCGAAAAUAUGGAAAAUGCUAUUCUGAGGGCAUAUGUAAAUCCAAGUGAUGUGAUUACUCUCGCACUUCACCCGCAAAUUGAAUCCGCCUCCUCGUUUGUUCGACUUGUUUCGGUCGAUUUGUGUGACUGGUCAGAGUUUUAUGCGUGGAUGGGUCUUUCGCUCUCGUCUCUUUUGGCUCUCCUUUUUCAUUGGCCACUCACAAUCUACCACAUUCUUAACAAGUUGCUCCCAACCAAAGCUGAGGCACAGGAGUUGGAUUUUCUAAUAUCCCAUGAUAUUGACAAGAUAGUCAUCACUAUGGUUGGUCCGAAUAUUUCUCCUUGUGUAAAUGGCAAAAAAUGGCUCCUCUCACGCCGCAUGCUUGUCAGUACUUGGUGCGCAACUUACCAUCAAUAUGUUAAAGAAGCGCAGUUUUCCGGAACAUUUUGUCUUCCAGACCUGGUUAUAGGUUUUAAUGUCGGCUUUGUUGCUUAUCCCACAUGGAAAAAGACUCUGGAAAUGCUUAAGGUUACCCCAACUGUUGAGGAUGGAUUGGCGGCUCUGCUGUCUUCUGUAAAAAUGUAA
Molecule: messenger RNA, 795 nt
Organism: Hydatigera taeniaeformis
Lineage: Eukaryota; Metazoa; Platyhelminthes; Cestoda; Cyclophyllidea; Taeniidae
Source: the annotation of a GenBank genome assembly